UUAAUUUCCAGGCCCGUUCCUCAUCACGACGCGUGGCAGGGCUGUACCAAGCCCGAAGUGUGCGCUUCUUCGUUGCGGCUUAUGAAGAUGACCCACAUUCCUCUGCCACCUGACCAAUAAUGGAGGGUGGUGUCGAGGGCGUGGUAGCGGUGGUCAGUUGGCUUUCCGAAGCAGGACUAGCGUUCAAUCUUCUCAAAAACUCGCGACAAUGCCGACCCCCGGAAAAGUUAACGGCACCGCGGCCGUCUCGCAACCCCUCAAAUGCAAUAGCAUCACAAACCGUCUCUGAGCACAAUUUUAAACGUCGUUGCCUAUCUCCAGAGCCGUAUGCAAGCACCUAUCAGGUGUCCCACUGCGGCGUGGACACCCGUUCCGCUGCUUGCGAGCACACAGAGUUCCCGCCACAGAGGCAGAAACCAUCAUCAGGGUGCCAGUUCAGGGCGCAUAAGGACCGAGACGUGGAUGCAUUCGUGAGCUCCCUCAGGAAGUACCCGAGCAUGACCGAGCAUUUGCCGUCCACUCAACUGCUGGAACAACUCCUCAAAACUUCAUUCGAAUUCGAACCGAAUCGAAUUCACUGUAAGCCCGAUAUUUCUCUUUAA
Cydia splendana is the source of this 602-nucleotide messenger RNA. RefSeq lists its product as uncharacterized. The record is from RefSeq and is a predicted model, not a curated record. The transcript has 5 exons. NCBI's taxonomy places the organism in Eukaryota, Metazoa, Arthropoda, Insecta, Lepidoptera, Tortricidae. Bases 120 to 602 code for a protein of 160 amino acids.